Molecule: messenger RNA, 1536 nt
Organism: Ichthyophthirius multifiliis
Lineage: Eukaryota; Ciliophora; Oligohymenophorea; Hymenostomatida
Exons: 12
Biological process (GO): protein dephosphorylation
Cellular component (GO): cytoplasm; protein phosphatase type 2A complex
Molecular function (GO): protein phosphatase regulator activity
Source: RefSeq, a predicted model, not a curated record
AUGAAUAUAUAUAUUUUGGGUUUUUAUUUUAAAGAAACUCUAGAAGAUGAUGAUGAUGAAAUAUUGUUAAAUUUAGCGGAAAAUAUAGGAAAUUUAUUUGAUUAAAUAGGCGGUUCUUAGCAUACUGAAUUAUUAUUUAAAAUUUUAUAAAAUUUAUGUAAAUCUGACGAAUUAUUUGUUAGAGAUAAAGCAAUUAACUCAAUAAAAAAUAUAAUUAAUUAAAUGGAUAUAAAAAAAUAUGAAGAAAUAAUAGUUAAAUUUAUAAAAUAAAUGUGUGAAUGUGAAAAUUAUUUUUCUAUAGAAUGUUGUCCUGUUCUAAUAAUAUUUAUUUACCCAUUGAUUUCUUUAUAAAAUUAAUAAGAAUUAAAUACAUAUUAUUUGAAUUUUUCAUAAAAUUAAAUAUCUUAAAUAAGAAAAAGUGCAUCAUUAUAUAUUAAGGAUUUUUCUAAAAUAUUAUUACCUAAAAAUGAAGAUUUAUUAGUUUAAAUUAUUAAUAAUUUAAUUAACGAUGAGUAAGAUUUUAAAAAUAAUAAUUAAAUUAUAUUCUUUAUGAGAUAAUUAGCCGAAGAUAAAUCAUGGAGAUUAAAAUAUUAUUUUAAUGAAAAAUUAAAUGAAAUAUGUUAAGUUAUUUAAAAAUAAGAUUUUAAAAAAUAUUUUUUACCUAUUUAUAUUGGAUAUUUGGAAGAUUCUGAGUCUGAAUUAAAAUAAAUUGCAGCUUAAAAAAUUGAUAUUGUAGGAAGUUGUUUAGAUAAUGAUGAAAUUAUAAACAAAUUGAUACCAAUAGUAAAAAAAUUAGCAAUAGAUAAUUAAAAUUAUAUAAGAAAUGCUAUUUGUGCAAGCUUUUUAGGAUUAGGUUAAUACAUAGGAAAAAAUAAUAUAAAUGAAUAUUUAUUGCCUAUUUUUUUAUAAUUAUUAAAAGAUGAAGAUAGUGAAAUACGUGUUACUUUAUUUAAAUAAUUGCAUUUAAUUAGUAAUUUUUUGGGAAUAGAAAAUUUAUCUUAAUCAAUUUUGCCAGCUCUAAAUUAACUUGCUUAAGAUAAAAAUUGGAGAAUAAGAAAUUAAUCAAUUGAAAUUAUUUAAUUUUUAGCAAAAGAAAUAGGAUAAGAAUUUUUAAAUGAAAAAAUACUAAAAUUAAUAUUAGAUUUAUUAUAAGAUAAAGUUUUUGUUGUAAGGGAUUAAGCUGUUUAAUCUAUAAAAUUUUUUACAUAAAAUCUUGGACUUGCAUGGACUGAUAAAAAUUUAAUUUAAAAAGUGUUUAAUUUUUAUUAAUAAAAUAUUUUGUAACAUAGAGAAACUAUUUUAUUUAUUAUUAUAAAUAUUUCUAAAAAUAUUAAUUAAGAAUAUGUUUAGAAAUAAAUCAUACCUAUAAUUAUUUAAUUAAGUAAAGAUUAAGUACCUAAUAUAAGAAUAAAUGUUGGAAAAGCUAUAAAAUAAAUUAUUCCUUAUAUAAAGGAGAAAGUAUAUAGUAAAUUAUUAAUAUUAAAAUAUAAUUUUAAAAAAGGAAUAAAUAAAAAAAAUAUUAAAUAAUUUGUAUGA